Molecule: messenger RNA, 2203 nt
Organism: Oncorhynchus nerka (sockeye salmon)
Lineage: Eukaryota; Metazoa; Chordata; Actinopteri; Salmoniformes; Salmonidae
Product: DNA-directed RNA polymerase III subunit RPC7-like
Exons: 7
Coding region: 900-1508 (202 amino acids)
Biological process (GO): transcription by RNA polymerase III
Cellular component (GO): RNA polymerase III complex
Source: RefSeq, a predicted model, not a curated record
AGUUCUGUAAGAUGUAAACAACGUAGUGUUUGGUAAACAAUAACGUCGCCCGCGGAUUUGUAAACCAGCUAGCUUGAUCACGUUUUAUAAUUUUAUUUUAUAUUUGAAGAUUAGUAGCUAGCUAUGGCUCAGAAGGUGGGAGGUCAUGAAUAAGUUGAUAUGGUUAGUUAGUAAGCACGUUGUCUGGGUGAACGAUAUUUUGUCAUGAUAAAUCCGACGGCUCUAGCUAACGUCGUUAUCUAGCUAAUGUAACAGCUGUCAUGUAGCUACUGUGCAAGCAAGUUAAUAUCACUGACGUCACUAGAAGAUGGAACAAGUCUUUGUAAGCCGCACACAACUAGAUAGGUAACUUGCUGGUAGCUGUUAAAGGGGCAAUCUGCGAUUCAAACAACAACAAAGCGGAGACCCCGCCAUCCAGAGAUGUUUAAUAGUCACAUGUACAGGGUUGCAGGUGUGAUUGCAGGGUACAGUGAAAAUCUUAGGCACUGAGCUCCAACAUGCAGGACUAAGUGAAAUAAAACAAUAACAUUGAAAUUAAAAAACAAAAAUAUUAAUAGAAAUAUAUAGCUGACUAGUGGUGAAAUAGCAGGUAGCUGACUAGUAGUGGCUAUUCAGCAGCCUGAGGGUAGAAACUAUUGGCCAGUCAUCCAGUUCUUGCCAUGAUGCUCCUGUACUGCCCGAGUCUGAGUGAUUGAAGCGAGGAGAACAUGGCGUGGCUACGGGGUCCCUGAUGAUCUUCUUGGCCUUCCUGCAACACCUGGCGUUGAUUUGGUACGCAGCUGGAGGAUGGUAGCCUGGUUACCAGAGAGCCCUAUUUCUGCCCAAAAUCUGUCCACUUCAGCAUAGCCUUAAUUAUUAAGCAGAUUUACCUGUGAACCCCCCCACUGUGUGCUCACUCCAUGGCUGGCCUGGGCCACAGCCGAGGUCGCGGCAAGGGGUACAUGAGCUUCAGUAUGGAGGCAGUCGGGAUUGGGAAAGGGGAGAACCUGCCCCCUUCAAUUCUCCAGCCUACACCUCUGUUCCCUCCCGUGGAACACAAGCCUGUCCCUUUGGUGAUGGGAGAGGAAGCAGAGUACAUGUUGGCACUGAAGCAGGAGUUCAGGGGAAACAUGAAGAACCUACCAUUUUAUGUCCGUCCAGCCGUCUCCAAGAAAGAUGUGGAGCGGUAUUCUGAUAAAUAUCAGAAUAGUGAGCCGUCAGACAACACCAUUGAGUGGAAUCCAGACACCUCUCUUAGUGUGGAGACAACUGUGGACCCCAAACUCAGAAAAAAGACCCGGGUGGACAAAGAGGAGAUCAUCCAUAAACUAGAGACAUUAGAGGAGGAAGUGACCUCAGAUGAAGAGGAAGGGGAGAAGAAGAAGCAGGAGGAAGAGCAGCAAGAUGGGGAGGAGGAAUAUGAUGAAGAAGAGUUUGAAGAGGAGACCGACUAUAUCAUGUCGUACUUUGACAAUGGAGAGGAGUUCGGAGGGGACAGUGAUGAAAACAGGGAUGAGGCCGUUUACUGAUACUUUGAAAAACAACAACGACAGAGAAUUGAGCAUGCCCAGGAACCAAGAGUCCUGGGAAAAUAUAUGUGACACUCCAGAACUGAGAGACACUCCAAAGCUGAGAGAAUGUGCUUUUGUUCUUAGGUCCAUCUUGUAUACAUGGCCUGAAAUGAUCUUAACUCGACACAUGAAUCUUCCAAAUAACCCAGGAUUCAGUCAGUUCCUGGCUUAAAAAAUAAUUUCUGCAGAAGAAGCAGGUUGCACAGUUCAAACCUGCAAUAGUUUUAAAUGGCUCUUAAGUGUGGUGGUGUUAUGGAGAGAGAAGUACGUCAUUCUUCAUAAGCAGACUUUGAAGAUAUAAAAUGAAGGUGUUUAACACCAAUUUGAAUGUUAUGUUGUUUUAUGUAGUUUUAAAAAGUUAUGCUUUGUAAAAGUUUUAUAUCCAUUUAAUAUCCCAAUGUUGUUUGUUAUGAAAGAGGAUUUUACUUCACUUGAAAUUCUGAAAGAAUAAAUGGCAGCUAAUUUGUAAACCACAAAGUUUUAUUUUCUAUGCUGCACAAACUGUUUUCCAACUAGAAGCUGUACUGGUUCACCAGAUGCCGCAUGAUAAUACUUAUUUCACACCAAUAGGUGGCGUAGUGCUGAAAGUUGAAGCAGCACACACAAAGAUAUCAGCAAUAUGCCAUGCUCAGUCAAUACACAUAUUUACAUAA